This is a messenger RNA of Myripristis murdjan (pinecone soldierfish), 3136 nucleotides long. Its product is annotated as rhomboid-related protein 4-like. Gene Ontology annotation, molecular function: serine-type endopeptidase activity. The coding region runs from base 1 to 1035 and encodes 344 amino acids. The record is from RefSeq and is a predicted model, not a curated record. NCBI's taxonomy places the organism in Eukaryota, Metazoa, Chordata, Actinopteri, Holocentriformes, Holocentridae. Gene Ontology annotation, cellular component: membrane. The transcript is spliced from 7 exons.
AUGCAGAGGCAACAGAGGGGCUCUCAGAUGGGUCUGCUGCUGCUGGCCUCCCAGCUGUUCCAGGUGGGUCUGGGCAACAUCCCCCCCGUCACCCUGGCCGUCCUGGGACUCAACGUUUACUACUACCUGGUGCCUAUUGUCCCACUGUCAGAGGCCUGUAUGAGUGUCAGGAUGGUGUACUGGGACGCAGACUGGCUCCGCCUCCUCCUCUCCCCGCUGCACCAUGCUAAUGAGUGGCACCUCGGCUUGAACAUGUCCUCCUUACUCUGGAAAGGAAUCACGCUGGAGCGACGGGUGGGCGGAGCCUGGUUCCUCUAUCUGCUGUCAGUCUUCUACGUGCUCACCGGAUUGGUCUAUCUGCUUUUGGGGGUGUGGCUAACAGAAAUCACUAAGGACCAGUCAUACAGCUGGAAUUGUGCUGUUGGCUUCUCAGGUGUCCUGUUUGCUCUGACGGUGAUCAGCAACUAUUACUGCCCACUGGGUGUGACCAAUGUAAUUGGCAUCCACACCACCUGGGUGGAGCUGACACUGAUCCAGCUAGUAGCACCUGGGACGUCCCUCAUCAGUCACCUGGCUGGUAUCCUGGUGGGUCUGCUCUACAUCGCUGGACCCCUGAGGAAGAUCAUGAAGGCAUUUGCAGGGUUUGUGACAUUAAAUGAAUAUUUCUUCCGGCCAACUACAUACUUCAAUUCUUCAGGCUACAGUGGCACUAGACGAAGACACUCAGCAGACCAGCGGUAUACAACAGAUUACACAACAAAUGAUCCAACACACAGAACAGCGGCGUACACAGGAGGGCUGACAGAGGAGGAGCAGCUGGAUGCAGCCAUCAGAAACAGCCUGAACGACAGAGGAUGCAGCAGCCAGAGAGCAGCUGCUCCUCCACAGGACUUCCACUUCUCAGAGGAGGAGGAGGAGGUGAAUCGUGAGGAGAUCAGAAGGAGGAGGCUGAUGAAACUUGACAGCAAAAUAGCUGGUAAAAAGAAGUCAAACAGGUUUACAAGACAGAUGACAGGAAGAGGAAUCCCCUUGUGAAGGCUGGUCCAAACACGACUUGCACCCGCAACACUGCACGUCUGACACAAACACACAGACUUUGUGGUGAAACAUUCGUUUUCUAAGCAUCUCAGGCUUUGAAAACCCUUUAUUUAGAAAAAUGAAAUGUUCUGUCGUCAAACUCAACUGUAGCUGCACUGAAAAUAUCUAGGUGUGACGUCUUGUCUACAUUUAGCCAGUUUUCUGCAGGAUAAAUAAUAAUAAUAAUAAUAAUAAUAAUAAUAAUAAUAAUAAUAAUAAUAAAAUAAAACUAGAAAAGUGCAGUUUCUGGGGAAACUGCGUGGGCAAGCUGGAAGACGCUGAAAAUUUGAGGUCAAAGCUUAAAAAUGUGAGGUUAAAUCUGCUGAAAAUAAGUUUAAAGCUGCUCAAAACUCACAAUCAGGGUUAGCUUGCCCACUAAUAAAUAUGCAAGAGAAUAAGAUGUGUUGCCUUUUCAAGGCAAACAUAACUAAACUUUGUAAGGUUUCUGAAGAAACUUUGAAUGUGCUUGCCACCCUUGCAACCGCGUGGAUAUGUAGAAAACCAGCAGCCCUUAUGCUGUGUGUAGAAGGUAGUUACUGUGGUCCGGGUAUUUUCCAGGCAGUAUUUCUCAUCUUUUGAGUGGGCACUAGGAUGUCUUUGGGCAGCUGCUAUGGUAUACAGGGUGGUUGCCAAGGUGCUGCUAGGCAGUUGCUAUGGUCUUCCUUAUUGUUGCUAAGGCCUUGCUAGGUGGUUGCCAUGAUUUUCCUGGUGGUUGCUAUGGUGUUGCUAGGCAGUUACUAUAGUGUUCCUGCUGGUUGCUAAGGCCUUGCUAGGCAGUUGCUAUGGUGUUCUUGAUGGUUGCUAGGGCAUUGCUAGGCGGUUGCUAUGGUGUUCCUGAUGGUUGCUUGGGCGUUGCUAGGCGGUUGCUAGGGUGUUCUGGGUGGUUGCUAGGGUGUUGCUAGGCGGUUGCUAUGGUGUUCUGGGAGAUUGCUAGGGCAUUGCUCGGUGGUUGCUAUGGUGUUCUAGCCGUUUGCUAGGGCAUUCCUAUGCGGUUGUUAUGGUGUUUGGGAGGGUGCUAAGGCAUUGCUAGGUGGUUGCUAUGGUAGUUAGGGUGGUUGCUAUGGUUUCGCUGGUCGCGGCUCAUGUUGUUGGCUAAGCUUCCGCUGAGAAUGUUUUUGAAGUGCAGUCAUCUUUAAAAUGUAAAGUAUUUUCUCUGCUCGAUGCUCUGUGUUGUAGAGACUUGAUGCUCAUACAAAACAACUGUCGACACAGAUGUAAAGCAUAUCUUGCACUAGUAUUAAACAUGCACUGUGCAAGCUUUUUUUUAUUUAUUUUUUUUAGAUGGUAUCAAGAGCAGCACCAUGUUUGGAUGUAUUAGUUUCAUGAUGAUUAAUAUUUUCUUAAACUGCAUGACGCAGGUUGAAAGUUUCGCUUCUGUUUACAAAAAUGCACUUAAUGUUUUUUAUGAUAUAAUAAUCUGUAUUGUUGAAAUAUUGACUCAUGAAUUUUAUACAGUCACAGCAGCCAUGGAGGUGAAGGUCAGGUCUGAGUGACGGCCCUGCUGGCCCUGACAUGUAGCUGCUCAGUUAGCUUCACUGCCUCUCUUCCACAGUGGAAACCAGUUUCUUUGCUCUGAUUUACAUUUUGAAUGUUGCUAGAAGUGAGCUGGUUUGAAAUCAGCUCUGUUUACAGUAUUUUUUUUUUUUUUAUCAAAAUAAAUGUAUGUUGCUUUUAGAAGUCCACAAGGUGGUGGUGAUUCAUCUGUCAAAUAUCAUAGAGUAAUGGGAGGAGCAGGAGGCAUGUUUUUGAUCUUUUGUUAUCAGUUUUUCUUUCUCUGGACAAGAAAACAUGUUGAAACAGUAUUUGUAGUAUUUACAGUACUGAGCAAAAUUAAGAAAGUAUACUUUUUUUUUUUUUUUUUUGCCAAAACAACAGCAGUAACAUUUUAAAUAAGAAUGGAAGAUAAAUGUGUGUUGCUGUUUUUGAAAUGCUGAAUUUCAAAGAGCUUUCUUGAUUAUUCAAGAUGCAGAUUAGGUUUCUGGUGUUUCAUACCACAUUUACACACGAGAUUUUUGCUCAAUAAUCUGUGAAUAUGAUGACCAAGCAGGCAGAGCCAUAA